AUGGAGCUGCUCAAUAAGAUCUGUCUCUUCGGCGCGCGCCACUGCUUCCACACGCAGUCCGCCGAGGCUGGCGCGUCCUACUGCUACGCUGCUGUUCUAGCAUACACCGUGUCCGUGAGCAUCCAGCGCGCGCGUCUGGGCGAGCACGGCCACGCGACGCACUUGCUGCCAGUCAAGCGCAUGCGCUGGUUCCCGACGUUUCUAAGUUUUGCGUACUUUAGCCGCAUUGCGUGGCUCGUACUUAGCAACAUGCACAUGUUUCAAUGGGUCGAAGGCCCGACCCCGCCGUUUCGUUUCGAACAUAUGGUGUUCGUCACGCCACUUUUGCCGACUGAUAUUGACAUUUACGUCUUGGGCGUCACGUCUUUUGGCAAAUUAGCGACUUUGCUCUAUUUUUCCGCAUUUACGCUCUUGCUGCGGUUCUGGGAAGAAGUGCGUGUCCAAGCCCAGCGAGCUGAGAAACCGCUCGCCAGAGUGGCAGCCAAUGAGUCGGUCAUUGCCGAGUACACGCGUGGAGCUGGAGCUCAGCGCUCUGGUCGGUCGCGGAAGCUUUUUCUCGUUGCCAACGUGUGGAUUUAUCUUGUCGAGUGCGCUCUAUUGGUCCUCAAGACCCUCUUUCCAAGCCAGAAGAUGGUGCUCUCGGAGAUUGACUAUGGCUUUGUGGCCCUGUGUUUCUUCUUGCUGGCAGUGAUGCUCGCUAGAUGUGCCCUGCAGCUACGCACGGUCUUGCGCAAGAUCGAGUUCUCUGUCCUGGCUGCUACCAUUGCUACAAGACUGUCGCUCAUUGGCAUUGUGACGUCGCUACUGUUUUUCUACCGCAGUUUGCUCCUGCUCUUUUCCAUGCCGGCUAUCGACGUCUUUGACCCGCAUGUGGCCAAUCCGUGGCUGUUUUACGCCAUUCCGGAGCUCAUCCCAGGAGCAUUGGUCAUCUACAUGAUGAACGUCAAGCGACGACAACAGCUAACUCCACCGGCGUGGGGGAUCACCAAGGCAGACGAGCAAACGCCGCUACUGCAGGAACUACAAAGACUGUCAGACGAUUUACCGCAGUUCCGUGGUCAGGAACUGCACAUAUGA
Peronospora matthiolae is the source of this 1077-nucleotide messenger RNA. The record is from the annotation of a GenBank genome assembly. Lineage: Eukaryota; Oomycota; Peronosporomycetes; Peronosporales; Peronosporaceae.